This is a messenger RNA of Paramacrobiotus metropolitanus, 498 nucleotides long. RefSeq lists its product as uncharacterized. The transcript has 2 exons. Lineage: Eukaryota; Metazoa; Tardigrada; Eutardigrada; Parachela; Macrobiotidae. The coding region runs from base 51 to 461 and encodes 136 amino acids. The record is from RefSeq and is a predicted model, not a curated record.
UGCAGCCCGGAAACGCACCUACCGAUCCGCUGACUUGCGGUGGUUGGUGAAUGCAGGGAAACUAUUCCUCCGAUGGACGACGAACGGUGUUGGUACAGUUCGAUGGUGACACUACGCUCAAUAAUUUUACCUACACGAAUCUGUUCACCGACUACAAAUUGGUGCAAAUCCUGUUCCGCUGCGGUGUCUUCAACCCGGACGGCAAAAACUGCAACGAACCGUACUUCUGGAUACACACCAGGAUCCCGGGACCGCUGCUGACCACCACCCAAAAACAGUACAUCGAGAAUGCCGUCAAUUACUACAUGCCGCGAGCCAACUGUGGGAAAUUCAAGUUUGCCGAUAUCGCCCCGACAAAGUGGGAUUUGACAAAGACUGGGCCGCCAUGUAAUUCCUCUGCCAACCAGCCACCGUUGCCCAAGGAAAUCCGAGCAACUAUGCCAGUUGCUUGGCCAAACUGAUGUUGUUCCCUGACCAUAAGUCAGCUCUGAGCAAUAA